CCAUGCUGGAACACACAUAUAAUGCUAUCACCAUUCUGCAGUGCCAGAAUUUACAUGAUCCAUGUUGUUUUACAUUACGACAUGUAAGAGCUUGGCGCUGCGUUUGAGUACCAUUUUUCUAAUACAAUAAACUUUGCCAUUGCACUGGUUAUCUACAAAAUGAGGGUAUUUUCCUGUAUAGAGUGGACGUUCAUCAUUAUAUGCAUACUCCAGAUAUGUGCCGGCAUAGCAUUGUUCACCCUCAACAUAUUUUUUGUUUGGAUUGAAAACAUUUUCAUCGAAGGCUACUAUACAUCGGAGUCACUGUUCGGAACGGAGCCGCAACACAACUACACGCUGGUAUCCUGUGGCUAUUUUAUUCUGUCUAGUGCAUUAUUCUGCUGUGGACUGUUCGGCUUAUCCGCCGUGUACUUCUGGCGAACACGGACCUGUUUUAUAGUCCUGUACAUCCUCAGCGUCAUCGUUUCUCUGGGAUGCUUCUGUUUGUUGGCAUUCGUUAUCUACAAUGUCAUGCUCCAUCAGCGUAGUCGCUUGAACAGCUACCGGCAGAGUUACGAUUUCAUUGUACUGCAGAGCGGAUACUCCCAGGAUCCCAGUAGCAUGCACUACUUCGACGAAACACAGCAGAGUCUGCGCUGUUGUGGCUCAAUGUCGGCCAGUGACUGGCUAGUGGCCGGAGGAUAUAUUCCGUUAUCGUGCUGUAAAUACGGGAACGAUACCGAACGCUGCGGCCAUCUGGGAGCGCAAUCGCUCCAGCAGCAGUCGCCCAAUGCGACCCAAUUUGGCUUGCUGGAAGCCUAUGACACAGGAUGUUAUGUUAAGCAAGCCGAGCACGAAACCCAGCUCAAUGUCAUAAUGUAUGUUUUCUAUAGUAGCAUUGUUGGCGGCACACUCUUACUGCAGAUUACUGGGCUGGUACUGGUUAUUUGUUAUAAGAUUAGAAAUUUUAAUGUUGUUAUGAGGCCAACGUAUUCCUCAAGACUGUGACGCAUUGUCAAUAAUAUAACACAGUUGCUGUCAGUUUGUUGGGCAACACUGGGCGCUGGUAAAGAUGAA
This is a messenger RNA of Paramacrobiotus metropolitanus, 1056 nucleotides long. RefSeq lists its product as uncharacterized. The record is from RefSeq and is a predicted model, not a curated record. The coding region runs from base 160 to 987 and encodes 275 amino acids. The transcript has a single exon. Gene Ontology annotation, cellular component: membrane. NCBI's taxonomy places the organism in Eukaryota, Metazoa, Tardigrada, Eutardigrada, Parachela, Macrobiotidae.